Molecule: messenger RNA, 2797 nt
Organism: Pantherophis guttatus
Lineage: Eukaryota; Metazoa; Chordata; Lepidosauria; Squamata; Colubridae
Source: RefSeq, a predicted model, not a curated record
GCAGGUAAGAGCUCAGAAAUAUAUUUGGCCGCCUCAGUUAUGCAAGAAUAUCAGUGUUAGAAAAACACACAGUGGGCCUAUUGUCAAAAAAACAACAGAUUGUAGAUCACAGCUAAUUAUGCAAGAGAGGGUCCACACCAAUGAAAAUCCAUACAAAUGCUCAUAGAGGGGCAAAAGUUUUACUCAGAACAGCUCCCACAUGGAAAUACUCACACCGGGAGUAGGCCUACCAGUGAUCCCAAUGUGGCAAAAGCUUUAGGAUGCCACCCCACUCUGGUGAGACACAAGAAAACUCACAUUGGAGUGAAACCCUUUGAAUGUCCUGAUUAAGUUUCACUGUGAAUUCCCACCUAGUGAUACACCAGAGGAUUCAAGCUGAAGAGAAACCAUAUGAGUGUCCUUAUUGUAGGACUUAUAUUUGAAGUCUGAUCUGAUGAAGCAUCAGAGGACUCGCACGGGAGAGAGAUUGUAUGAGUGUCCACAUUGUACAAAAGGUUUUAGUCAGACUUCCAAACUGGUGAUACACCAGAGAACUCACACAGGAGUGAAACCAUAUGAGUGUCUGGAGUGUGGGAAAAAAUUCAUUCAGAAUUCCAAGCUGUUGAGACACCAGAGGACUCAUAUGGGAGAGAAACCAUAUGAGUGUCUUUAUUGUGCGAAAAGUUUCACUCGGAAUGCCACACUAGUGAUACACCAGAGGACUCACACAGGGGAGAAACCAUAUGAGUGUCACGAUUGUGGGAAAAGCUUCACUCAGAAUUCCAACCUGAUGAUACACCAGAGGAUUCACACAGGAGAGAAACCGUAUGAGUGCCUGGAUUGUGGGAAAAGUUUCAGUCGAAAUUCCCACCUUGUGGAACACCAGAGAACUCACACAGGAGAGAAACCAUAUAAAUGUCCUGAUUGUGGGAAAGGUUUCUUUUGGAAUUCUAAGCUGGUGGUACACCAGAGAACUCACACAGGAAAAAAACCAUAUGAGUGUCUGGAGUGUGGGAAAAGUUUCAAUUGGAAUUCCGCUCUGGUGAAACACCAGAGGACUCACACAGGAGAAAAACCAUAUGAAUGUCCAGAUUGUGAGAAAAGUUUCACUCAGAAUGCCAGCCUAGUGAUACACCAGAGGAUUCACACAGGAGAGAAACCGUACAAGUGCCUGGAUUGUGGGAAAAGCUUCACUCAGAAUUCCAACCUGAUGAUACACCAGAGGGUUCACACAGGAGAGAAACCGUAUGAGUGCCUGGAUUGUGGGAAAAGUUUCAGUCGAAAUUCCCACCUUGUGGAACACCAGAGAACUCACACAGGAGAGAAACCAUAUAAAUGUCCUGAUUGUGGGAAAGGUUUCUUUUGGAAUUCUAAGCUGGCGGUACACCUUAGGACUCACACAGGAGAAAAACCAUAUGAGUGUCUGGAGUGUGGGAAAAGUUUCACUCAGAAUUACGACUUGGUUAUACACCAGAGGACACACUCAGGAGAGAAGCCAUAUGAGUGUCCGGAUUGUGGGAAAAGUUUCAGUAAGAAUUUCAAUCUGGUGUUACACCAGAGCACUCACACAGGAGAGAAACCAUAUGAUUGUCUGGACUGUGGGAAACAUUUCAGUCGAAAUUCCCACCUGGUGGAACACCAAAGAACUCACAUGAGAGAAACCAUAUAAGUGUCUGGAUUGUGGAAAGAGUUUCAAGCAGAAUUCCAACCUUCUGAUACACCAGAAGACACAUACAGGAGAGAAACCAUAUAAGUGUCCUGAUUGUGGGGAAAGUUUCUGUCGGAAUUCUUACCUGGUGUUACACCAGAGAACUCAUACAGGCAUCAAACCAUAUGAGUGCCUGGAUUGUGGGAAAUGUUUCACUCAGAGUUCCAACCUGGUGAUACACCAGGGAAUUCAUGCCAAAAAACCAUAUGAGUGUCUGGAGUGUGAUAAAAAAUUCAUUCAGAAUUCCAAGCUGGUGAUACACCAGAAGACUCACACAGGAUCGAGACCGUAAUGAAUAUCUGGAUUGUGGGAAUGAUUUCAGUAAUAUGUCUACCCUUAUAAAUCAUGUAAGGUUACACAUAGGGGAGAAACCAUUUUAAUGCCUAGAUUGCUAACAGUGUUUCAGACAAAAUUCCUCUCUUAUCAUACAGAAGAUAUUCCACACGGUGUAAUUUGAUGUAUGUAGAGAUAUCUUGAAUAUCAUUUCUGAUCUCUCAAUGCAAGCUCAGCUGAGAAAUUAACCAUUUUAAUUUCUCAGCUGAUUCUUUUUAAUCAAACAUGUCUUUGUGUUAAACAUGGUAAAUAUGGUGGGCCAGCGAAAGAAACCUGCCCAGCAACAAAAUUCAGCUAAGCAACAGAGAUGAGCACUGCCUCCUAGAAUUGGAGAUGACAGACAGAGGAAACCUUUAGGAGGAAAAAGGCCUGCCAAAUUUUAUGGGAAAGAGUGUUCCCAUAGGGAUGGAGCUGCAGUAAAAAAGGCUGACUUCCUACCUCCUAUCAUCAAAAUGUAAAGGAAUGGACAAGGAUCAUGCCUACCUACCCCCAUCUCAACCAAUAGAACAAGUAGAUGCAAAAAUAAUAAAGGUGGGAGAAUAAUGUCAGGUGCCCUAUUGACACAGUGCUUAGAAUGCAGUAUUGCCAGGCUGACUCUGCCCACAGCCUGUCAUUUGAUCCUGACGGGGGUUGAGGUUGAUCCUUCUGGGAUCUGUAAAAUGAGGACCCAGAUUGUUGGGGGAAAUAUGCUGACUGUAAAGGGAGACUGCUGUAAAAUAUUCUGUGGUGGUAUAUGUCUCUAUAUGUUACUGCUAUAAUAAAUAGGUUUAAAGGGGA